Messenger RNA from Cicer arietinum (chickpea), 3540 nucleotides. Its product is annotated as dynamin-2B-like. Lineage: Eukaryota; Viridiplantae; Streptophyta; Magnoliopsida; Fabales; Fabaceae. Gene Ontology annotation, molecular function: GTP binding; microtubule binding; GTPase activity. The record is from RefSeq and is a predicted model, not a curated record. Gene Ontology annotation, cellular component: membrane; microtubule; cytoplasm.
CCAACAUUUCAAAAACGCUGAAAGCAGAGAGAGAGAGAGAAAAGAAGAAGCAGAAGAAGAGAGAGAGAGAGAAGAAGAAGCAGAAGAAGAGAGAGAGAGGUUACUUUUUAGAAUUUUCUGAAUCAAUCAAUAUUCAAAUUAGAAAGAAGAACACUCAAGUCCACCAUUUCUAUAGCUUUUAGAGAGAGAGACUGAGAGAUCUGGUUUCAGAUCGUAGCUUAGGGUCUGGUUUAGGGUUCGGUUUCGAUCGAUCCCUAUCUUUCAGGCACACGUUUCCAACUACUAAUACUUUCUCUCUCCUUUCGGUUUUUGAUUCGUUGAUUCUGAUAAUCGAUGGCGGCGAUCGAGGAGUUGUCAGAGCUCGCUGAUUCCAUGCGUCAAGCGGCGGCGCUACUUGCCGACGAGGAUAUCGACGAAACCAACGCUUCUUCCAAUCCCAGAAGACCUUCAACUUUCCUUAACGUCGUUGCUCUCGGCAACGUCGGUGCUGGUAAAUCAGCGGUUUUAAACAGUUUAAUUGGACAUCCAGUUUUGCCUACUGGUGAGAAUGGAGCUACUAGAGCUCCAAUUUGCAUUGAUCUACAACGAGAUACUUCUUUGAGCAGCAAAUCCAUUAUAUUGCAGAUUGACAAUAAAUCUCAGCAAGUUUCAGCAAGUGCUUUAAGACAUUCCUUGCAGGACAGGUUGAGUAAGGCUUCCUCAGCGAAGGCUCGAGAUCAAAUAUAUUUGAAGCUACGCACGAGUACAGCACCCCCUCUCAAGUUGGUUGAUUUACCUGGGUUGGAUCAGCGCAUCAUGGAUGAAUCAAUAGUUAGUGAAUAUGCGGAGCAUAAUGAUGCCAUUUUGGUAGUUAUUGUACCUGCCACUCAAGCACCCGAAAUUGCUUCCUCUCGUGCCCUAAGAAUGGCAAAGGAAUAUGAUGGAGAAGGUACCAGAACUGUUGGCGUUAUUAGUAAAAUAGAUCAAGCUGCAACAGACCAAAAGGCAAUAGCUGCAGUUCAAGCACUUCUACUGAAUCAGGGUCCUGCAAGAGCAUCAGAUAUUCCUUGGGUUGCAUUAAUCGGUCAAUCAGUUGCAAUUGCUACGGCGCAGUCUGGAUCUGCUGGUUCUGAAAAUUCUUUAGAAACUGCAUGGAGAGCAGAAAGUGAAAGCCUGAAGUCAAUAUUGACAGGAGCCCCUCAAAGUAAGCUUGGAAGGAUAGCUUUGGUGGAUACUCUGGCACAGCAGAUUCAGAAUCGCAUGAAGCUGCGGGUGCCUAACCUUCUUUCUGGGUUACAAGGGAAGUCUCAGGUAGUUACGGAUGAACUGGCUAGGCUUGGUGAGUCAAUGGUCACCACUGCAGAGGGUACUCGUGCUAUAGCCUUGGAACUUUGCCGUGAGUUUGAAGAUAAAUUUCUACAGCACAUUACCACUGGCGAGGGAGCUGGUUGGAAAAUUGUUUCCUGCUUUGAGGGGAGAUUUCCUGAUAGAAUGAAGCAAUUACCGUUAGAUAGGCAUUUUGAUAUCAACAAUGUAAAGAGGAUUGUGUUAGAAGCUGAUGGUUAUCAGCCAUAUCUCAUUUCCCCUGAAAAGGGAUUAAGAUCACUAAUCAAAGGUGUUCUAGAGCUAGCGAAAGAGCCAUCACGUCUUUGUGUUGAUGAGGUACAUCGUGUCCUGAUGGAUAUUGUAUCGGCUGCUGCCAAUGCUACACCUGGUUUAGGAAGAUACCCACCUUUCAAGAGAGAGGUUGUGGCCCUUGCAACUGCUGCACUAGAAGGGUUUAAGAAUGAAUCAAAGAAAAUGGUGGUUGCACUAGUUGAUAUGGAACGUGCUUUUGUGCCACCCCAACACUUCAUUCGCUUGGUACAAAGGAGGAUGGAAAGGCAACGCCGAGAAGAGGAGUUGAAGGGCCGAUCUUCGAAAAAAGGGCAUGAUGCAGAGCAUUCUUUACUUAACCGGGCCACUAGUCCACAAACCAGUGGGAACAUGAAAUCACUAAAGGAGGAGAAGGAUAAGGAUAAGGAUAAGGAAAAGGACAAAUCCGGUCAGGCAGAGAAAGAAGGGCAAGAAGGCUCUGGUUUAAAGACUGCUGGUCCUGAAGGAGAAAUAACCGCAGGGUUUUUGUUGAAGAAAAGUGCAAAAACUAAUGGUUGGAGCAGGAGAUGGUUUGUGCUAAAUGGAAAAACAGGAAAGCUUGGGUACACAAAAAAACAAGAGGAAAGGCAUUUUCGUGGCGUUAUCACAUUAGAGGAAUGUAACAUUGAAGAGGUUCCAGAUGAAGACGAUCCUCCACCAAAAAGCUCAAAAGACAAGAAGUCUAACGGACCUGAUUCUAGCAAAGUCAACCUCGUAUUUAAAAUUACCAGUAGAGUUCCUUAUAAAACUGUUUUGAAAACACACAGUACUGUUGUUUUGAAGGCUGAGAGUGCAACUGAUAAGACUGAAUGGAUUAACAAGAUAAGUAAUGUUAUACAAGCAAAGGGAGGGCAAAUAAAAAUUUUAUCUGAGGGUGGCUCUGCCAUGAGGCAUAGCCUCUCUGAUGGUUCCUUGGAUACAAUGGCUCGAAGACCUGCUGAUCCUGAGGAAGAACUUCGAUGGAUGUCCCAAGAAGUCCGUGGUUAUGUUGAAGCUGUUUUAAACAGUUUAGCUGCUAAUGUACCAAAGGCAGUUGUCCUUUGCCAAGUUGAAAAAGCUAAGGAGGACAUGCUGAACCAAUUAUAUAGUUCUGUCAGUGGUCAAAGCACGGCUAAGAUUGAGGAGCUGCUUCUAGAAGAUCAAAAUGUAAAGCGCAGUAGAGAGCGUUACCAGAAACAAUCCUCGCUUCUGUCCAAACUGACACGCCAACUGAGUAUACAUGACAAUCGUGCAGCUGCUGCCUCUAAUUGGUCAAAUGGGAGUGCAGAGAGUAGCCCGCGAAGCAGUGGACCAGGUGAUGACUGGAGAUCUGCCUUUGAUGCAGCUAGCAAUGGCCCUGUUGGCCGUAGCGGUUCAUCAAGAUCUGGGUCAAAUGGUCAUAGUCGACAUAAUAGUGAUCCUCCACAAAAUGGUGACAUGAACUCUGGCAGCCGCCGGACUCCUAAUCGGUUGCCGCCUGCUCCACCAGGUUCUUCAGGUUACAAAUAUUAACAAAUGGCCAAUAUUUCAUGUUUUGUUACAUUUUUAGAACGCGAGAUUGCUCCUGCCCCAUUUCAUACCUUUGAGGAUAAGGUCGUCGUCGCAAUUCUUUGUUCCUGCCAGGAUAUUUAGGUGAUGAAAAAGGUUUGUGUAUAUAGAAGACUAGUUUGUUAGUAAAUAUGUUUUCCGGGCUUGUCCCAUUUUCCGGAAGUAUGGUAUCAAGUUGGACUUCAAAAGAUUGAUCUGUGUUUUUCUAUUCAAUAUUCUUUUUACUUUCAUACCUUAUAAUGUUGUUUUCUUUUUUUCUUCUUCGAUUUUGGGAUUUUGCACUCAAUUUUGGAUGCACCUGAUGUAAUUUGCUUUAUAAUAUGAUGAUUGAAUAGCACACCAUUUUGGGUUAUAAGAGUAACAUUGGAAUAUUUUAAUAAUGGGGGAUGUGUUAUAUCA